AUGGAAGGAGUGGGAAAGAAUUCGAUAGGCUGCAACCCGCAUACCUCGAACGACUUGGAAGCGGACCCGACUAUGGGUCCACCCUUUGACAUCAUCACUCCAAAGGAUACGGCCGAAAUUCACAGCUUUAUGAAUGAACAUGGGGUUCUGGACACCUUCUCGCAACUAGUGGAACUGGCUUCUGGCGGAUCAUCGUCCACGGGCGACCAGUCCUUCCUUUCCGAUCUUGACAGAACUGGAUACUCCACGAACGCGGAUACAAGCAUAGUCGGCUGUGGUGGCCCAAUCAUACCACCAUUCGAACAUUGCCAAUCAGGAGACGACGUGCAAAACACGCUAUCUAUCGAUCAACAAGUAUACCCGAAUGACCUCAUGGAGCUAAAUCUCAGCUCCACGGUCGACGACUUGAGCAUGGCUAUUUGCCGAAGAAUGCCGUCUGUUAGCUCGGGUGUGGACGACCACGCCACGUCAUUUCUACUCGACAAUACCCCAAGUGGUGUUAAAAUCAGAGUUGAACAAUUCUUCGAAAUGUUCGCUGUGGAUGACGUACUCAAUCUUAAACAUCUCAACUCGAACGACGAGUGGGACCCGCACACGGUGCAGAUCGUGACAGCCUUGAUGCCAUUUGUGCUUCCAACGUGCGACCAAGGACCAAAGCGAAAGCGUGGCAGCAAUGAUGACGUUACGUCCCGACCUUCGAAGAAGAGAGACAAGAAGUCAAUUGAAUGGUGGAGAAGGUGGUCGAGGCUGACGCGCGAAGACAUCGCACUCGACUCCGAGCAAGUGACCGUCGUGAACAUGGGUCUAGGCGUCCUGCGAGACACCGGCGCUCUGGGUAAGCGAAACAAAGGUACUACCUUUAUGGACGUCUACGCCGCGCAUGUGGGCAAUAUGCUCGCUACAGAGCGUGUUACUGCGCUGACCAGCGUCCAAUAUGUGGUAUACGCCAUCUUUUUCCACAUAGCCUCUACGAUGGACCCUGCCAACUGGGUAGCGAAGGGUAACGCUGGUCAAGUAAGGGGGAAGUUCUGUCCCUCUGCGGUACGACGCUUGUUUUCCCAUUGUGGCGGUUAUGUGCCUGGUGGUAUGACGCCGGCUAUUUUCGAGGAGAAGUUACGCGGUUGGCAAGAUCAUGGGAGAAAGUACGAGUUCAUCGGUGUGCACCUUGGCCUUGGAAGCAUUGUGCAUCUGGGAUCGGUAUUACACCACACGCAGCUCAAGACGAUGACGAAGGGUGGCGAGCAAGCAGUCGAUGGUAUCAAAUCGAGCGAGGUGGCCUUCCGUCAUCUGCGAAAACUGGGAUUACCGGAACUAGCGAAACAGUCAGGUGCUGAUGCGCUGAUGCAUGAUCUCCUCUGGGAGAUCUUUGGGAGCUUCCUCGACUUCCCGAAGCGGGUGGGUGAUUCGCAGUUUCCCGCAUUCGUCGAACACGCCCCAGCGCAGCUAAGUGCUAGCAUCAUCAGUGACAGCGGCAGCGAUGAUGGCCAAUGUGAUUGA
Messenger RNA from Alternaria novae-zelandiae, 1497 nucleotides. RefSeq lists its product as uncharacterized. The record is from RefSeq and is a predicted model, not a curated record. Lineage: Eukaryota; Fungi; Ascomycota; Dothideomycetes; Pleosporales; Pleosporaceae. Bases 1 to 1497 code for a protein of 498 amino acids. The transcript has 2 exons.